AUGUCGUAUACUUUGAUUCAAAAGUUACCAGAUUCUGUGUGCAUUUUGUAUAAUUUACAGACGUUAUUGUUAUCAUGGUGUCUUGCUCUUGCUGAGUUGCCAACUGACUUGGGAAAACUAAUAAACCUUCGUCAUCUUGACAUAAGAGGUACAAAGUUAGAAAAGAUGCCACCAAAGAUGGGCGAACUGAAAGAUCUCCAAACGUUAAGUGACUUUGUCUUGGACAAAGAUCAUGGCGAUGACAUCGCUGAGCUAAAGGAAUUUCACCAUUUGCAUGGAACACUUCGUAUUGCUGGCCUACAGAAUAUUGUUCAUGCCGAGGAUGCAUUAAAGUCCAAUAUGAGGGAGAAGGAGCAUUUGAAUGAACUAAUUUUGCAAUGGGGAUGCAAUAGUAACGAUUCAGAAAAAGAUAGGCAGGUGCUCAACAACCUCCAGCCCCAUGCAAACCUAAAAGAACUCACAAUUUGUUCUUAUGGGAGCACCAGCUUUUCGAGGUGGCUAGUACAUUGUUCCUCUAAUCUUGUUUGUCUUCGACUCAAGCGAUGUGAAAAUAUUUUACUCCUGCCACCAUUGGGACAGCUACCCUUACUCAAAGAGCUAGAAAUUGAUGGGUUAAAUGGAGUGGUGUCGAUUGACAAUGAGUUUUAUGCUGAUGAUACUUGUGCAAUUAGGCCAUCAUUUCAAUGUCUUCAAAUGUUGAAAAUAAAAAAUAUGUUGGAAUGGGAAAAGUGGUCUUAUGAAGGUGGAGGUUUUCCUAAUCUUCGUGAGCUUCGUCUGCUGAAGUGUCCCAAGCUAACCGGUAUAUUAACGUUAGACUACUUCCCAAGGCUUAAUAUGCUCAAGUUAUGUGGAGCCGGUCUAGAAUCCGUCACUAAUAUUUCACAGGAGCUCAUCUUGACAGACUUAACAGAGAUAUAUAUCAAUGAAUGUAAGAAAUUGAGGUCAUUGCCAGAACAGAUGCAGGCCCUUCUCCCAUCUCUCCAGUCUAUGUCCAUAGAAAACUGCCCAGAAAUGCACUCAUUUUUUGAAGGUGGAUUACCUUCAAAGUUAAAAUCUGUUUCCAUCCGUUCUUGCAAAAAGCUCAUUGCAAACCGUGUGCAGUGGAGUCUACCAAGACUCACCUCUCUCAGACACUUGACAGUCAGCUUCGAAGAAUGCGAAGCAGUAGAUUCAUUUCCGGAAGAAGGGCUGCUGCCUUCCAGUCUUACUUCUCUAUGGAUCUCCAGUCUUUUGAAUCUUAGGACCAUAGGAGGCGAGUUGACACACCUGACCUCUCUUCAAGAGUUGACAAUUCAGAUGUGCCCUGAGCUGCAGUGGUUGCCAGAUGAAGGGCUACAGACUUCUCUCUCUCAUCUACAAAUCUCGGAAUGUCCUUUGUUAAAGCAACGGUGCCAACGAGAGACAGGGGAAGACUGGCCCAAGAUUGCUCACAUCAACAACAUAGAGAUCGACGGGAAACAAAUAUGA
Messenger RNA from Prunus persica (peach), 1467 nucleotides. Its product is annotated as putative disease resistance protein At3g14460. The coding region runs from base 1 to 1467 and encodes 488 amino acids. The record is from RefSeq and is a predicted model, not a curated record. The transcript has a single exon. Lineage: Eukaryota; Viridiplantae; Streptophyta; Magnoliopsida; Rosales; Rosaceae.